Penicillium antarcticum is the source of this 2481-nucleotide messenger RNA. RefSeq names its product histone deacetylase hosB. The coding region runs from base 1 to 2481 and encodes 826 amino acids. The record is from RefSeq and is a predicted model, not a curated record. Gene Ontology annotation, molecular function: histone deacetylase activity. Gene Ontology annotation, cellular component: nucleus. The transcript has a single exon. NCBI's taxonomy places the organism in Eukaryota, Fungi, Ascomycota, Eurotiomycetes, Eurotiales, Aspergillaceae.
AUGGACCCGCCCAGGGACCCGCCUCCAUUCGGAGAUGGGGUCAACAAUGGAGCCUCAAUAGAAUUCCAUUGUGAUUUGAUAGACGGACUGAAUCGCAUGACUCUCGCGACUGCCAUUACCACCCCGUUGCCAACCUCGCCUGUCUUGUCUGCCCAAAAUGUCUCGCUCGCGCAAACCCCCCAGACGUCGCAAAUUACAAGUGCAAGCUUUAUCUCUACUGAUGCUGUCCCUCGUCAAGAGGAACACCGCAAACCUAAUCCUGUUCCGCCACUACUGAAGCGCAAAUCGGCUGCUUCUCUGCGCGCAGUCUCACAGCCUCUCAAGACCUCAUCGUCGGCUCCGCAAACCCCUCGCCGCAGUUCGGUCAAUCUCGCGGUGUCGCCUGUGACCACCUCACCACCCAACAUGCUCCCACAGGCACUUACCUUUGAUCCCAGCAUGGAGCCACCUGCUCCAACGGCUACGUCUAUUGCGGCAGAUCUGUUUGCCCAAGAAUGGGCCUUGCACCAAUCCACUGACAUCCCGACCAAAACAAUCGCACUGGUCCAUGACGCAUGCUAUGGGCACCUCUUCUCUCGCCUCGGAUGGCCAGAACAGUAUUUACAAACUAUCAUGGAAAGACCAGAGCGGCUUCGCUCCAGUGCUCUUGGUAUCGCUGCAGCAUAUGUUCGCCUCGGUCAACGAUAUGAGGGAGGACGAUAUGCUCCCAAUCCAGAACUCGAUGUCCCUACACUGCCUGUACCUUUCAACAUCCGCAAGACAGAUCGCAAAUUAUCUAUCCAGAGUCCAACUGUUACAGAAGUACAUGGUUUCUCGUGGAUGUCCGAAUUCAAGGAUAUUUGCAAUCGUGCCGAGUCGAAACUUGCCAUGGCUGGCGACGAACUUGCCCGAUCUUUCACCGUUCAAAAUGACAGGGUUGUCCCAAUGGGCGAUGAACUACACUCUGGUGAUCUCUACCUCGGACCUGAGUCUUUGAAUGCAAUUCAAGGUGCAUUGGGCGGCGUCUGCGAUGGCGUCGAUGCAGUCCUUGGACCAGGUCCGGUGGAGCGAGCUUUCGUCUGUAUUAGACCCCCUGGUCAUCACUGUACCUCGGAUUGGCCUUCUGGGUUCUGCUGGAUCAAUAAUGUUCAUGUCGGAAUCUCCCACGCAGUCAUCAACUACGGACUCACCCAUGCUGCGAUUAUUGACUUUGACCUGCACCAUGGAGAUGGUUCUCAGGACAUUGUCUGGAACCACUGCACCCGGCAGCAAGAGCACAAAUCGAAAAAGUCGGCAGCCCACGACAGCAGGAGAAGAGGACCUCCGCCUCUUUCACCAUACCAAGCAACACCGAUCAGCUAUCUCAGUCUUCACGAUAUUGAAUCCUUCCCUUGCGAGGAUGGCAAUCUUGCGAAGACGACCGGGGCUAGCACUUGCAUUGAAACGGCCGACAGGUCCAUCUGGAAUGUCCACUUGGACGAGUGGGAUAGCGAAUCAGAUUUUUGGGAACUGUACGAAACCAAAUAUUCGGUAUUGAUUGCCAAAACUCGCUCUUUUUUGCGUCGAUUCUCAAAGCAAGUUGUCAAAGACUCCGGAGGUCGUCCACCCAAUGGUGCCAUUUUCAUCUCAGCUGGCUUUGAUGCGAGUCAAUGGGAGAAUGAAACUUUAAACCGCAAGUCCAAAAAAGUACCUACUGAGUUCUACGCCAGAUUCACCGCCGACAUUGUUCGCAUGGCCCAGGAGAAAGAUCUUGGCGUGAACGGUCGUAUCAUCAGCGUUCUUGAGGGAGGAUACAGUCAACGUGCUCUGUACACUGGUGUUCUCGCUCACCUGGCUGGCUUGAACGAUGAAAAUGGGCCCGGUGCUGCUUACUCUUAUGACCCAAAGUGGUGGUCCUCUACCAGUGUGGCGGAUCUGGAAAGCACCAUGGCCGGCCCGUCUAAGCAGCGAGGAUUUUUGAGUCCCACAGUCGCAUCCUCUAAUAAGCUUGCAGCCUCUGACCGCAGGUCUGGUGGGGAUGACCUGCCUCGUGUCAGCUGUUCUGUGGCAACGCAUGAGCUCUCAAAGCUUAUCAUCCCAUCUGAUAUCCGCACAACGAGCUACACGGCGGCAGAACUUCCUAAGCCUCGUAUCUCGCGUCGAAAGACUGGAAACCUCGGGGACAUAACCCCAUCUGACGACCUCCUCACGGCAACCCGCCUUCGCUCGCGGGCUUCCAAGACCCCCACUCCCCCUUUGCCCUCUACGCCUCCCGCGCGUCCACUGUCCACCCCUAAGUCCAAGGGAGCCACUUCUCGCCGACAGUCGGGUCGACCCAAGACCCCGAGAACUGCUAAGGCUGCCGUGCCUGAGGUGCCCCCUGUGCCAACUGAGCACCUUCCUCUGAAGCGAGAGGAGCCCGGAACACCCACACCUCCUCUCACACGUUUGGUCCUGAGGGGUCCCGCGACUCCCUCGGUUCGUGGGGAUAGGUUGGAUCAGUCUGAUCGCAUGGAGGACUGA